Molecule: messenger RNA, 471 nt
Organism: Blastomyces gilchristii SLH14081
Lineage: Eukaryota; Fungi; Ascomycota; Eurotiomycetes; Onygenales; Ajellomycetaceae
Exons: 2
Coding region: 1-471 (156 amino acids)
Source: RefSeq, a predicted model, not a curated record
AUGGAUUUGGACAGCACCAAGAGAGAUAUCUAUCCGUUCGCUAUCACAAAUUAUAUCCAGCAAGUAUACUUUACGAGAAACCAGGGUGCCAUCUAUGGGAAACCAGACGAGAAUGAUGCAGAAGCCUGGAAGCUGAUGAUUGCUUUGUUCCGCAUGUGCCAAGAUGGUUUGAAAUACAUCUCCAAAGAAGAUGGCCUUACACCUGACGAGCGCCUGCAGUUAAGCGGUUUUCACCACUGGGAAUCCUAUUUCAAGAAGGUUGCUGUUGCCAUGAAUGAAGUGGAUAACAUUCUGAAGGUCUCAUGGUCACCUCAAUGCCGUCAUCUUUUCCGUUACGAAUUCAACCUCCACGCUGUUCCAGCAACCAUGUCAAAAGCCCACACGAUACCGCAAAAAUGCGAAGGAUUGGGAAGACGUUUUCGAAAGAGCAUUGUCACGACGAAACAAAUUACGCAAAGAAACCCGCCUUAG